AUGAGCUCGCUGCCCACCAUCAAAUGCUCGUCAUGUGCCGUCGACAUUGACAUCCUGCAUCUGGCCGACCAUGUCUGCAAAACCGCCCCCGCGCCCGGUGAGUAUACUGUCCGUCUUCGUCACUCCCCGCCUUCUACAAUCUCUCCCAAAUUCACCCGCGCAGCAACAUUCCAGGGUCCCACAUUCAUUAGUCGCUCCAACCAACCAGCCCCGUCGGGUCGCAUGCCUCCCCCACCGCGUAUCGAUGCCAAUGCAGCGAACAAGCCGUUCCGCCCAUUGGAUCCAUCGCCUAUCAACAACUACAACCACGCUCCCGCUCGCUCGCCAGGACCCGCCCCACCCGUCAAUUCUCCCUUCAAGAUGACCCGUAGUGUGACCACCCCGGCAGCCCACUCAAAGGCCCCUCCGUCGCCAGACUACAAUGCCAACCUGGACUCUGCUUUCCCGCCGUUUCGCUCCACGACCGUGACUCCCAAGAGUGCCAGGUUCCAACCACGAGAACGCCUGGAGCCCCACCCAGAUUACGCCCAACCAAGCCCCUUAUUUGCCCCACUGAGUCCACGCUUUGAUGGUGGAGAGAACAUUGCGAGGCGCAUCAACACCAUCGCACCAGGACCCUUUGACGGCAAGACUGACUCAAGGCCAAGUAGAACAAGCACAUCGAGGCUGGCUGCCGAUGCACCUGCGCCGGGACACCAGAGGAAUCGCACCCAGGGAAGCGUUGCGAGCAUUGCGAGUCUCUCGCAACAGCGGUCGUCUGUCACUUCAAACACAUCGCGCACUUCUGCAAACUCCAACCGCAGCCUUGGCCUCCCCUCUCACCCGAAGCUUGGCGUCCAGCCCCGACCACCACGCCCAUUGACUCCAGACCCCACAGAGGGUAUCGACGCCUUCCUGGACCGCUUGCAGAGGGAAUCCUCACAGACUGCCCGCUCGACAAAGGAAAACACGGCAACGGAACCACUGCGGAAGAACAGCAAAGGGAGAGAGCCCCCGCCACGGCCGAGGAGGCCCUCUGAAAAAGAUUUACCCCCAGCGGAUAUGAUCGAUCUAGACGCGCCAGACUUGAUGCCUCCGCCCGGCUUGUUUCCUUCGCGUGGCUCAAGCCGUAGUGGCUCUGAGAGCGACGUGCCGCGCGGUCUUGCCCCGUCUCGCUCCCUACGUCCUCCGCCUCUGGCUGCCUCUGCCCUUGGUGACGGGCAGUCGACUGGCCUUCAUACGCCUUCCGAUUCUGGCUUUUCGGAUGAUUCCUAUGGCAGCUCCGGUGUCCGAAGCAUAGCCAGUUCGAGGUCAAGCCCGCCGGAAUCGGAAGCUGCACACUCGCGCCAAGCUUCCAAGAUUAGCCGCCCAGAUUAUGCGGCAGACGAGACUAUUAGGACCAGUGCGAGCCCGGAGCCUUAUGCUGAAGAUGGGCGUGCUCGGGCACCCAGGACCUACAUGCGCCCUGACGGUGCAGAGCCGUACCCGCCGCGAUCCCUGUCUCCAAAUCCUCGCCAGCCUACGUUUCCACCCAGUCCAUAUGUCAAUCACCCAGAAUCUCCCAUGGACCCGGCCAUACAGAUGGGCGCACGAACCCCAAUGUCGGCGAGAGGGCCCAUGAGUCGGAAUGCAACGCAAGCCAGUCGAAGCCCGCCCAGGAACAUGGCUGAACCCGAGCCACAGCAGCUAGAUGGACGUCAGCCCAAGGCGGCCAGCAAAGGCAACUGCCGCGGGUGCUCGGAGCCUAUUAUUGGCAAGUCGGUCAAAGACUCGUCGGGUCGCCUUACCGGGCGCUACCACAAGCACUGCUUUGUGUGCCGAGAAUGUGCCGUCCCCUUCCCUACGGCCGAGUUCUACGUGUUUGAGAACGCGCCUUACUGCGAACAACACUACCACAAGCUCAACGGAUCACUAUGCAACGCCUGCCGCCGUGGCAUUGAAGGCCAAUACCUUGAAACAGACAUGCGCCAGAAGUUCCAUCCGAGGUGCUUUGCGUGCAGCACGUGCCGCCUCAUCCUACGCGACGGCUAUUUCGAGGUUGCUGGCCGAAGAUACUGUGAGCGACAUGCCCAAGCCGCCGCCGCUCCACCCAGAAACCAUCUCGGACCAGGAAACUACCGGCCGCGAAACCUUCAGAAACGUGGAACGAGACUGAUGAUGAUGGCGUGAGCUACGUUUUCCUUGCACUUUCCUGUUCAAUCUUCCUUUUCCUUUGUCACGUCACUGCAUGAAUAUCCAGCUUCUUCGUUCCUUGUAGACGUGCGGCGAGUCCGCUUCUGUACCAUAUCUUCUGCCCUAUACCCCUUACUCGAUACAUUCUUUACUUGUUGUAAUCACCUUUUUGUACCAGUAGCAGCCGACGCGCGUGCGGACUCUUUUGUACUUGGUUUGGUGAUGAUUGGAUAUACC
Exserohilum turcica Et28A is the source of this 2388-nucleotide messenger RNA. RefSeq lists its product as uncharacterized. NCBI's taxonomy places the organism in Eukaryota, Fungi, Ascomycota, Dothideomycetes, Pleosporales, Pleosporaceae. Bases 1 to 2148 code for a protein of 715 amino acids. The record is from RefSeq and is a predicted model, not a curated record. The transcript is spliced from 3 exons.